UUACAAGCUUGAAAUUAUGAGAUAUACGAUCUUUUAUUUUCUUUUUAUUGCCAUUUAGGUGCAUCCUUGAUGGGGAAAUGUUGGUCUGGGAUACAUCUCUGAAUCGGUUUGCUGAGUUUGGUUCGAAUCAGGAAAUAGCCAAGGCAGCAAGGGAAGGUCUUGACAGCCAUAGACAGUUGUGUUAUGUUGCCUUUGAUGUUCUUUAUGUUGGCGAUACUAGCGUCAUCCACCAGAGUUUGAAGGAACGGCAUGAACUGCUGAAAAAAGUGGUCAGGCCUUUAAAAGGUCGUCUAGAAGUUUUAGUACCUGAAGGUGGCCUCAAUGUUCACCGCCCUUCAGGGGAACCUAGUUGGUCUAUUGUUGUCCAUGCUGCUGCUGAUGUUGAGCGAUUUUUCAAAGAAACAGUUGAAAACAGAGAUGAAGGAAUUGUGCUUAAAGACCUGGAAUCAAAAUGGGAACCUGGAGAUCGUAGUGGCAAGUGGUUGAAGUUGAAGCCUGAAUAUAUCCGAGCUGGUUCUGACCUUGAUGUUCUUAUAAUAGGAGGAUACUAUGGCUCCGGACGCCGUGGAGGGGAGGUAGCACAGUUUCUCGUCGGCUUGGCUGACCGGGCGGAGGCAAAUGUGUAUCCUAGGCGAUUUAUGUCCUUUUGUAGAGUUGGCACUGGACUUUCUGAUGAAGAACUUAACACUGUUGUAAGCAAACUGAAGCCUUAUUUCAGAAAAAAUGAACACCCAAAGAAGGCUCCACCAAGCUUCUACCAGGUCACAAACCACUCAAAAGAGAGACCAGAUGUUUGGAUUGAGAGCCCAGAGAAAUCAAUAGUACUUUCAAUCACUAGUGAUAUCAGGACAAUAAGGUCUGAGGUGUUUGUUGCACCUUACAGUCUGAGGUUUCCUCGUAUUGAUAAAGUAAGAUAUGACAAGCCUUGGCAUGAAUGUCUCGAUGUGCAGGCUUUUGUGGAAUUGGUGAAUUCGAGUAACGGCACCACACAGAAACAGAAGGAAUCUGAAAGCACACAUGACAAUCCAAAAGUCAAUAAAUCCUCCAAGAGAGAGAAAAAGAAUGUGUCGCUUGUCCCUUCUCAGUUUAUUCAAACUGAUGUAUCGGAUAUCAAGGGCAAGACCUCAAUCUUCUCAAAUAUGAUAUUUUAUUUUGUUAAUGUGCCUCGGUCCUAUUCUGUUGAUACAUUUCACAAAAUGGUAGUUGAGAAUGGAGGAAAGUUCUCAAUGAACUUAAACAACUCAGUGACUCAUUGCAUUGCAGCGGAAAGCAGUGGAAUAAAGUAUCAGGCAGCAAAGCGUCAGCGAGAUGUCAUCCACUUUUCAUGGAUCUUAGAUUGUUGUUCACGAAAUAAGAUGCUUCCUUUGCAGCCAAAGUACUUCCUCCACCUCACUGAGGCUUCAAGGACAAAAUUACAGGAUGACAUUGAUGAAUUCUCGGAUUCUUAUUACUGGGAUUUAGACCUUGAAGGUCUCAAACAGGUCUUAAGCAAUGCCAAGCAAUCCGAUGACUUAAAAUCCAUUGAAUACUACAAGAAAAAGUUAUGUCCAGAGAAAAGAUGGUCCUGCCUCUUUGGCUGCUGUGUUUACUUUUACCCGUAUAGUGAAACAUUGAGCACUGAAGAGGAAGCUCUGUUGGCAAUUAUGGCUAAGAGAUUAGCGCUUGAAGUCUUAAUGGGUGGUGGUAAAGUUAGCAAUAAUCUUGCUAAUGCGUCGCACCUUGUAGUCCUUGCUAUAACAGAAGACUCUUUGGAUUUUACUUCAGUUUCAAAAAGUUUCAGCGAAGUGGAGAAGCGCCUUCUGUUGAAGAGAAGGCUACACGUUGUUAACUCUCACUGGUUAGAAGACAGCUUGCAAAGAGAGCAAAAACUUUGCGAGGACGUCUACACUCUGAGGCCUAAGUAUAUGGAAGAGUCUGAUACUGAAGAAUCAGAUAAAUCUGAACAUGAUAUAACGGAAGUAGCUUCCUGUGGUAGUGCUCAAAUCGAAGAGCCAGCUUCCUCUAAGAUGGAAAUUAGAAGUUCAAGAGGACGGUCAUGGACUCGAGCUGUUAAAAUGGGAAGGUCUUCUACAAACUCAACGCAUCGAGUACAGAGACGCAGAGGCAAGCAGCCUUCUAAGAUAGGCGGGGACGAAAAAGAGGAGAGUGAUGCUUCUGAAGAAAAAGUUUCACCACGACUCAGUGAUAUAGCAGAAGAGACUGAUUCGUUCGGUGGGGCUCAGAGAAACUCUAGCAGAGGAGAAUCUGCAAAGAGAGGAAAGUCUCGUGUGGCACAAACUCAAAGAGUACAGAGAUCACGAAGAGGCAAGAAGGCUUCGAAGAUUGGAGGAGAUGAGUCUGAGGAAAAUGAUGGUUUUGAUGACAUAGACAAUGUGUCAGCAGAUGCAGAAGAGAGUUUUGCAGCUGGUAGAUCAGUGGAAAACGAAGAACCUCGAGAGCCUAACAUAGCAAUGCACACAGAAUCACUGCAUAAAGCGAACACAGUAGCAGUUAAAGAGGCCUCAGAAGAUUCUAGAAAUGCAAAGACCGAGAUGGGUAUGAAAGAGAAGUUACAAAUCCAUGAGGAUCCACUACAAGCUAUGUUAAUGAACAUGAUCCCGAGCCUCAGUCAGAAAAACACAGAGACAUCAAACCGAAUCACUGGGGAAAAUAGAAACGCUAAUGUAUCUUAUGAUUGUGAGUCUUCGGAAAAAAGGAAACUCGGCGCCGAGACUGAUGAUACUUCUGUGAACGCAGACGCAGAGGCAGACACAGUUCCUCCUCCUGUGAAGAAAAAGAAAGUUAGCUACCGGGAUGUUGCCGGAGAACUGCUCAAAGACUGGUAAAACGCUGCUGUUUUGGACCAUGUAAGGAAGCUCUUGUGUUAUGUAUAUAUGUUGUCUAACUCAUGCAAUUUAGUUGCUGGUCAUGUAGAAGAGGUUAUACUUUGGUUUUUUUACUCAUGCAAUUUCAACCAUUUUUUUUAUUUUCAGCUGUGAUUCUCUU
This is a messenger RNA of Camelina sativa (false flax), 2985 nucleotides long. The record is from RefSeq and is a predicted model, not a curated record. NCBI's taxonomy places the organism in Eukaryota, Viridiplantae, Streptophyta, Magnoliopsida, Brassicales, Brassicaceae.